AUGAGGCGGCAUCUUCAGCAAAGCACGGCAGGAAGUGUCCGAUUCCUUCAUGCAGGAGGCCUGCGGGCAUCCGCCGCAUCUUCCUCUCUGUUUUCCCAUCCACGCCACGUGGUGUCGCUGCAAUCUAGUGUGCAGCUGCCAUCUUCCGUCCAGCAUCGGCGCAACUACAAGGCUCCGAUUUCCGACAUCAAAAAGGGUUGGGUGAUUGAGCACUUGGGCAAGCUGUGGGAAGUGACGGAAACCUCGCAAUCACGCAAGACUGCCCAAAGGAGAGCGCACAUCAACAUGGAGCUGCGAGACCUGGCUGCAGGCACGAAGAAGAGCGAACGCUUCCGUGUUGAAGACCGAGUCGAAACCAUCAUCCUCGACGUGCACAAGUGUAUCUUCUCACGCAGCGAGGGCAAGAAGCUUCUCUUCACCAACGCGGAGACCGGCGAAGAGGUCUCUGUGAAGAAGGAGAUGGUGGGACCCGCCGAGGCCUAUCUGAAGCCCGGUACGUCAGUGGCCAGGCUUUCUGUCCACAAUGGCGAGGCGGUCACCGUCAAGCUGCCGGGCAAGGCCGUGGUGACGGUGAAGGAGGCGGAUUCAACCCAAUCGGCCACUGCCGGGUACAAGAAGGCGGUGCUGGACAAUGGCCGGACCGUUAGAGUUCCGCCCUACCUGGAGGCAGGCGACGUGAUCAUUGUUUCGCUUCCCGAUGAGGUCUACGUUGGCAAGAGCGACGGCUCGGCUCUUGCGGACGAUGGCGACGAGGAGGACGACGAAGAGGACGACGACGACGACACCGACGACGAGGAUGAGGAUGAGGACGAGGACGACGAGGAGGACAACGAAGAUGAGGAGGAUGCCAAGAAGAAGUAA
Messenger RNA from Acanthamoeba castellanii str. Neff, 861 nucleotides. RefSeq names its product elongation factor p (efp) kow-like subfamily protein. Gene Ontology annotation, cellular component: cytoplasm. Gene Ontology annotation, molecular function: translation elongation factor activity. Lineage: Eukaryota; Discosea; Longamoebia; Acanthamoebidae. The transcript is spliced from 6 exons. Gene Ontology annotation, biological process: translational elongation; peptide biosynthetic process. The record is from RefSeq and is a predicted model, not a curated record. The coding region runs from base 1 to 861 and encodes 286 amino acids.